Apodemus sylvaticus (European woodmouse) is the source of this 2522-nucleotide messenger RNA. RefSeq names its product transmembrane protein 262 (gene Catsperh). The transcript is spliced from 4 exons. The coding region runs from base 2122 to 2472 and encodes 116 amino acids. The record is from RefSeq and is a predicted model, not a curated record. NCBI's taxonomy places the organism in Eukaryota, Metazoa, Chordata, Mammalia, Rodentia, Muridae.
CUGCGUCACAGGGGGUCUGCAAGGUUCAAACAUCCAUUCAGUAGCCUGCAAUAUGGCUUCAACGCAGUUUUCCCUAAGAUCCUGUCUCCAAGGAGUCAUUCAAUAUGAAAAACUAUUCUACUUAGAGAACAGAUCCUGUUAAUCUUAAGAGGGUCUCACUUUGUAACUUAGGCUACCUGACACUCACUAUUGUAGACCAGACUGGCCUCAAACUCAGAGAUCUGGCCACCUCUGCCUCCUGAGUGCUGGGACUAAAGGUCUGUGCUACCAUGCCCACAGCCCUUGACCUAUCAUUUAUGGCUGCUUUUGUCACAGACUAAAUGGCUCAUAAAACCUAAAGCAUUUAUUCACUUGGUCUUGGGCCAAACAUUUUUCUGGACUUAUUAAGAGGGCGAUAUAGAAACUGUACAUGUGAGGAUUUCAGACCAUGAAGCUCUAAGAAAGUGAAUUUGAGGUGGAGAGAUGGUUUCACAGUUAAAAGCAUUCGCUGCUCUUCCUGAUGACCCAGGUCCAUUCCCAAGCUCACAACUGUCUGUAACACCCUGGGGGAUCCAAUGUCUUUUUGGCCUCCAUGGGGAGAAAGAAUAAAUGUGCAUGCAGACAAAAUCCUCAUUCAUCCAGAAAAGUAAAACAUUCUCAAAAGGAAAAGAAAAACCGGGCAUGGUGAUGUGCACCUGCCUAGAACAUUGUGGGGCAGAUGAUCAGGAGGUCAAUGUCAUGCUUAUAGGUUUGAAGCAGCCUGGGCUACAUGAAAAGUCUCCCCAAAGCUGAAUAAACAACAAAAGGGCCGGAGAGAUGGCUCAGCAGUCAAGAGUAGAUUCCUCCAAGUUGUCCUCUGACCAUCACAUAUGCAUUGUGGUAGUGUGAGCACUCAUUACUUCACACACACUAACAUGAAUGAGGCUGGGCGUGGUGGUGCAGUCCUUUGAUCCAGACAGGUAAAUCUCUGUUGAGCUCAAGGCCAGCCUGGUCUACAAAAAUGAGUUCCAGGGUAACCAGGGCUGCCUAGUGAGACCUUGUCUCAAACAAAUCCAACCCUAGGUGAAUUAGUAUUAAUUAAAUGUGAUGAUCUUUAAAACCCUAUUUAUCUUUCAUGCUAUAAAAAUACAUGGGCCUUGGAAUGUAUGAACCACCACUGGAGAGAGACAGGAAGGGAAAGCAUAGAACCCAGGUGACAAGAAGCGCCAACACUACGGAACGUAGACAGGGCUGACUACCCCACCAGAGGGAAGACUACAUUUUGCUGUUUCUGAUUUCCUAUGAAAUCUGGUAGCCAGAACUGAAGGGGAAGGCAGAUUUGCUGGGGUUGGGGGAUUAGCCUGUAGUCAUGUAGUCAUCCCAGAAUACUUUCUAAAGAAAAGGGAAGCUGGGCAGUGGUGGCCAUGCCUUUAAUCCAAGCACUUGGUAGGCAGAGGCAGAUGGAUUUCUGAGUUUAAGUGAGUUCAGGCCUAUACAGAGAAACCCUGUCUCAAAAAAAUAAAAAAGAAAAGAAAAAGGAAGAAGAAAGAAGGAGGAGGAGGAGGAAGAGGAAGAGGAAGAGGAAGAAGAAGAAGAAGAAGAAGAAGAAAAGGGUAAUUUAGAUUCAUUUCCUUUCUCUGCUCAUUGGAGUUUGUGGUAACAAGCCGUGUUCUCUGAUGCUUCAACUAGAGUCUAGGAUGUGGCCAAAGCCUUCUUUUGUUUGGAAAAGCCUUUAGCUAUUCAUCUAGACCCUAAUCAUCUGCCAAAACCUUCUUGUGGUGCUGGGACAUGCGCCCCACCCUGUCCACCUUUCUGAGCUCAGGUCUGUUCUUUGUACAAUGUCCCCUGAGAGAACACUGAGCUGCCCACAAAGUGCAGAGGAUGGACUGGUGUGGGCUGCUGUCCCUUCCUUACACCACAGGCUGCUGCCACUCAGCGCAUUUGCCCACCCCUCCACAAUGGAACACCCUCAACACCCAGACACAUUCUAUUUGUUGGAAUCAAGCUACAUUCUAGAACCUUACCCUCUCCAAUGCCUUCCUCACUCUGGAAUACACUGCUGUUUCUGACAGAACACCCUAGCAUGGCAGGAUUUUGCUGGCUCUGGACAGUGACCGCCUGCUCCAGUUCCUGGGUCUGACUUGAGAGCAGGCUGCGCCCAGGAUGCGGUGGCGGGACCGCAUCGCUGUGCUGUGCUUCCCUCCCGGCCUGAUGCUCACUGUAGCUGCACUCAUUCUCUUCUUCAUACACAUGGGUGUCUUUGCUAGUGACGUUCACAACUUCUGUGUCAUCCACCACUACGACCGCAUGAGCUUCCGAUACACGGUUGUACUGAUAUUCUCCCAGGUGAUGAGCAUCGGCUGGGCUGCCAUGGGGUCACUCUACGCAGAGAUGACCGGUGACAAGUUUCUUAGAUGCUUUUCUCUGACCGUCCUAAUCCUCAAUGGAGCCAUGUUCUUCAAUCGCCUGUCCCUGGAGUUUCUGGCCAUCAAUUACCGAGAGGAGAGACACUGAGGCCUGGGGAUUGGGGACAGGACUAAGAAGGGAGAUGGAAAAAGCUGCUU